AUGCUUUUGCUUCUAUCCAUUUCUGUCGAUGUUGCGCAAACUGCUGCGUUGUACCUGACCACUGAGAGCGGGUGUAAGCCUUCUGCUUUCAACAUGAUCUUAUCAAUCAUCAAAGUGGUACUCCUUGCUUUGGAAUUGAAAAGUAAAAGAUCAAUUGUCCGUGAGCAAUGGCUGAACACAUCACUUGAAAACACUGAAAGUAUUUUCUUGGAGACUUUCUGCUGCUGGACAAACUCGGCGCUACGAAUAUCUGAUGAUCUUCUGCCGCUGCCCAAGCAAUUAUCGUCCAGUAUCCUUAGAAGGAAGAUGAAGACUUGUUGGGAGAGUCGAUCGAGGCCAGAGGGAAGUCAUGCUCUAGCAGUAGCGACAUUGAGAUGCACACUACGCGAGAACCUGUGUGUGGUUCCGUAUAUGCUGGGCGCAAUAUGUCUUCGCUACGCACAGCCUAUGCUUAUGUCGGAAUUAAUCCUAUACGUCAGUGACUCCCCGACUGGUGAUGCAGCGUGGAUUGAAGUCUUCAAACUGCUUUCUGCAACAACCUUUGUUUACAUCGGAUCAGCUAUUUUCAACGAUUGCCGAGAUACUGCUAAACGACGGGUCAUGAUUGCAGUCAAGGGCUCGCUAAUUGGAAUUCUUCACGAGAAGACCUUGAAAUGCGAUAAGGAUGGAUAUUCUGAUCUUACACUGCUGAUCAAUGACGUUGAAGAAAUUCAAACGGCUUUUGGUUGGACUCAUGUGAUAUGGUCGUCGUUCCUAUCACUGUCCCUUGGGCUAUAUUUGCUCGCAUCUAGGCUGGGAUGGGCCAGCGUAGUUCCGCUAAUCUUGGUAUGCCUGACUUCCCAAUGUGGACAAUAUGCCUCCAAGUAUUUUGUUGGGAAAUAUACAGCAUGGAACGAGGCAACACAGGUUCGAAUGGGCCUCAUGAAGAUACUACUAGAGCAUCUAAAGCCCAUCAAAAUGAUGGGAUAUUCACACGCCAUGGAGACCAAAAUCCAAGCUGUGCGCGACAAUGAGAUCAGAGCGGGCCUAGUCACAUCCUGA
Messenger RNA from Penicillium coprophilum, 1041 nucleotides. RefSeq names its product P-loop containing nucleoside triphosphate hydrolase protein. The coding region runs from base 1 to 1041 and encodes 346 amino acids. The transcript is spliced from 4 exons. Gene Ontology annotation, cellular component: membrane. Gene Ontology annotation, molecular function: ABC-type transporter activity; ATP binding. Gene Ontology annotation, biological process: transmembrane transport. NCBI's taxonomy places the organism in Eukaryota, Fungi, Ascomycota, Eurotiomycetes, Eurotiales, Aspergillaceae. The record is from RefSeq and is a predicted model, not a curated record.